Anolis sagrei ordinatus is the source of this 1947-nucleotide messenger RNA. It is a transcript of the gene HBP1, whose product is annotated as HMG-box transcription factor 1. Gene Ontology annotation, molecular function: RNA binding; RNA polymerase II cis-regulatory region sequence-specific DNA binding; protein binding. The record is from RefSeq and is a predicted model, not a curated record. NCBI's taxonomy places the organism in Eukaryota, Metazoa, Chordata, Lepidosauria, Squamata, Anolidae. Gene Ontology annotation, biological process: regulation of transcription by RNA polymerase II. Gene Ontology annotation, cellular component: nucleus.
CAAAAGAAGGAAAGACACGGAGGAGGGGGAGGAAAAAAAAACCCGAGGGAAUCUUGUAAUGGCGACGGGUUUGUCAGAUAAUUUGAAGCACCCUACAAUGGUUUGGGAAGUAAAGACAAAUCAGAUGCCUAAUGCAGUACAAAAACUUCUGUUAGUGGUGGACAAGAGAACUUCAGGGAUGAAUGAAUCAUUGGAAUUGUUGAAAUGUAAUGAGAACCUUCCGUCUUCUCCUGGAUAUGCAUCUUGUGAUGAGCACAUGGAGCUUGAUGAUCUGCCAGAACUGCAGGCUGUUCAUACUGAUUCUACCCCACCUGCACUUUUCCAGCUGAGUGCUAAUGUCUCCCAUCAGGAAUAUUCAAGGCCUUUGUGGAAGCAGCAUACCUCAAGCAGCAGUCCAGAAAGUUCUUACGCUUGUGAGAAUGGAGUGAACUGGUUGACAGAGUUGGCAAACAUAGCCACUAGUCCACAGAGUCCUCUAAUGCAGUGCUCUUUUUAUAACAGGUCAUCUCCUGUUCACCUGAUAGCUACAAGCAAAAGUUUACAUUCCUAUGCACGCCCUCCACCAGAACCCUCUCAGAGUGAUUCUGGUUUUCCCAGGCAUAAUAUUGAUGCAUCACCAGUCAGACAUGAAAGGACAAAUAGCGAAUCAGAGUCUGGCAUUUUCUGUAUGUCGUCGCUGUCAGAUGAUGAUGAUCUAGGCUGGUGCCACUCCUGGCCUCCAACUGCCUGGCAUUGUUUCCUUAAAGGAACACGUUUGUGCUUCCACAAAGGGGCAAAGAAAGAAUGGAAGGAUGUUGAAGAUUUUGCUAGGUUCACAGGCUAUAAAAAUGAAGCUGAUGAUUCAAUGACUUCUUGCAAAGAAUAUGGUUCUGAUGGCUUGAAGUUGAUCUCACAUGAAGAAAUUGUUUCAUUUGGAGAGUCUGUACUAGAGUUAACGUUUGACCCAGGCACAGAAGGAGAUUGCUUGCUUACUGUGGAAUGUAAACUAGAUCACCCUUUCUACGUCAAAAAUAAAGGUUGGUCCUCUUUUCAUCCAAGCCUGACUGUGGUUCAGCAUGGUAUUCCAUGUUGUGAAAUGCAUAUUGGAGAUAUAUGCCUACCUCCUGGACACCCAGAUGCAAUUAAUUUUGAUGAUUCAGGUGUUUUUGAUACAUUCAAAAGUUACGAUUUCACACCGAUGGAUUCCUCUGCCGUCUAUGUGUUGAGCAGCAUGGCCCGUCAGAGGCGCGCUUCUCUAUCGGGAGGAGGGCCAGGAAGCCAAGACUUUGAAAGAUCAGAGUGCAGCACAAACUAUGGGCUCGCUCAGCCAUCACAGAUUUCAUCCCAUUCUUUGUACAGAAAAGCUGGCAAAAGCCACAGCUCAGGGACUGCAACUACUGUGAGUGCCACUUCUCCCAACAAAUGCAAAAGACCAAUGAAUGCCUUCAUGCUUUUUGCCAAAAAGUACAGAGUUGAAUACACUCAGAUGUAUCCAGGAAAAGAUAACAGAGCCAUAAGUGUGAUACUUGGUGACAGGUGGAAGAAAAUGAAAAAUGAGGAAAGGCGGAUAUACACCUUAGAAGCCAAGGCUUUGGCUGAAGAACAAAAACGUUUAAAUCCUGACUGCUGGAAACGGAAAAGGACAAAUUCAGGUUCACAGUAAGAGUACAUUGGGAUUCUCCGAAUACAUGGCGGUGGAAGACUCGAUCACUGUUUCAUGGCCUGUUGUGAAGGUGUGAACAUAAAACGCCUCCAGCGUUCGGUAAUUAGGAACGCUGAUUUGCUUAUCACAGUAGAGCAUUAAGCAAGCUAAAAAAAAACUAUCAACAUUUUAAACAACCAAAUUGCCUUAUUUUUCUUCCAAACUACAUUAUAUGUCGAUCAGGUGUAAUAGGCUUGAAAAAUGGAUAUCCUGUGGUGCUAAAAGAAUAGCGGGAAGAAGAGGAGCUUUGUAUAAAUGUUUGUUUU